Dendronephthya gigantea is the source of this 2004-nucleotide messenger RNA. RefSeq names its product ras GTPase-activating protein-binding protein 2-like. NCBI's taxonomy places the organism in Eukaryota, Metazoa, Cnidaria, Anthozoa, Malacalcyonacea, Nephtheidae. Gene Ontology annotation, cellular component: ribonucleoprotein complex; cytosol. The transcript has 14 exons. Gene Ontology annotation, molecular function: mRNA binding. Bases 176 to 1672 code for a protein of 498 amino acids. The record is from RefSeq and is a predicted model, not a curated record.
CAGUCAACGCAUAUGUUCUACCAGGUCGUCCAUUCCAUGUGGGUAGUGUUGUAUAUUUCAACAACACUCAAAGCCUAAUUUUCUUAUUACAUGCCAGAUAUUGAUGAACAAAAACCUAUUGCAUACAAAGAAUGAUGUAUUUAUCGUGGACUUAAUAUAAUAUUAUAAGAUCGACAUGCCAGUGAUGGCAAAGCCGAAACCUUCUGCAGAUAAUGUGGGAUGUGAAUUUGUUCGCCAGUACUAUACCAUGUUAAAUAAAGAUCCAAGACAGGUCCAUAGAUUUUAUUCUAAGGAUUCUGUGUUUUUUCAUGGAGGUCCAGGCAACUCACGUGGCAAAGAACAUGUAGUUGGACAAGAAGAAAUCUAUGAAGCAAUAGAACUUCUGAAAUUCAAGGAUUGCCAUGCAAAAAUAUUGCAAGUUGACAGUCAAUUCACUGUUGGUGAUAGCGUUGUUGUGCAGGUUUGUGGAGAGUUUUCUAACAAUGGAGAACCAACCAAGAAGUUUGUUCAAACAUUUGUCCUUGUUCCUGAGGGAUUAAAAAAGUAUCAUGUACGGAAUGAUAUUUUUCGAUACCAAGAAGAACGAUUUCCUGAUGAAGUCAGUGAUGAAACUGGAGAGGUUACAAAUGAAUCUGAAGUUGAUGAUGAAGUGAUUGAUGAACGUCCUCUGGAGAGCAAAUCAGACAACUUUAAUAACCUGAUAAAUCACGUCCCCGAACAAACUGCAGGUGUUAGUUUUUCUGAUGAGGAAGAACAAAAAGUCAGCCCAAUGACAAAUGGCUCAAGUGAUACGGAUAAUGAGAUAGAAAGUGAAGAAAAGGUUGAACCUGUUGAGGCUGAACUUGAAGAAAUUGUUGUUGAAAAACUUGCACCACAUGAACCAGUUACUACCAUAAACCCAGAGCAAACUGAUUCAACCGUUUUUGAAAACAUUGAAAGUCCCGAUGAUGAAAUUGCACCACCAGCUGAUGAGAAUAACCAUGAACAUAAACCAGAACCUGAACCAGAGCCAUCCGGUCCUAUGUCGUGGGCUGCAAUGGCCAGCAAAACACCUAAGCCAAAUCCUCAGGUUUCCCGCCAAUAUGAACAAAAGAAACAAUUUGUGGCAUCUUCUCCACAAUUAAACACUGAACCUGUCAUGAAAACCCAACCGCAACAUGUUGGUGCAGGAGGUAGAGGAAAUAUUGGAGGAAACAACGCCGGUUCUAAAGAUCGUUUCAGCGGUAGGAAUGCACCCGAUAAUUGUCAGGUCUUCAUUGGUAAUCUCCCGGCUAAUUUGGAUGAAAAACAAGUACAAGAUGUAUUCUCGAAGUUCGGUAAGAUUAUCGAAGUCCGAUUAAAUCCGAAGAAUUUUGGCUUUGUUAUUUUUGACUCCCCUGAACCUGCUGAACAAGUUUUGAAAAACUUGCCAAUAACUAUUAACGGACAAGAAAUCAAUAUUGAAGAAAAGAAACCAAGUGGAUCGCUUGGACGUGGUGGCCGAGGUGGACCAUCUGGAAAUCGUGGCAAGCCCGGUGGAUCUGGCCGUGGAAUGAAUACGCGAGGUGGACCUGUAGGUAAGGGGAGUGGGGGAAACACACCUAGUGGCGGACGCGGAGGGACUGGUGGGAACCAGCGUGGAGGGGGGCAGAAUAACAGUCCAGGAAGCCGUGGACGCCGUGACAGACGAUAAAUUGAACGGCUUACAGUACAUAAUAUGCAUUGAAACAGUAUACUGUACACCAAUAUUGGAGAGUAGAUAUGUGCCAAAAACUUGGGAACUAAACAAUGAAAUAUUUCGUAGCUCAACAAGAAACACAGAGAAAGAUCCUGUAGUAACAAACGUUCACUUAUUUACAGAUUCUCUGUAAAAUUUUAACUCAAUUAAAUUCAAAAAUAAUUUCUUUGUGUAGCUAGUUAGUCGUACGUUAGUAUUCAUUGUGUGUACAAUACUUUUUAUUGUAAAACAAAAUGCAAUAGCAAUGCCAAUGCAAUUUGUUGCCCAAUUAUACAGUAUAGUCUUGA